Molecule: messenger RNA, 5433 nt
Organism: Cheilinus undulatus (humphead wrasse)
Lineage: Eukaryota; Metazoa; Chordata; Actinopteri; Labriformes; Labridae
Gene: zbtb42
Product: zinc finger and BTB domain containing 42
Exons: 2
Coding region: 157-1752 (531 amino acids)
Biological process (GO): regulation of transcription by RNA polymerase II
Cellular component (GO): nucleus
Molecular function (GO): protein binding; DNA-binding transcription factor activity, RNA polymerase II-specific; RNA polymerase II cis-regulatory region sequence-specific DNA binding
Source: RefSeq, a predicted model, not a curated record
GCAGCGCUGAGUGCAGCCUGCCUUGCCAGGGUCGGUCUGAAGCUCAAGAAACGACAAGGAGAAGCGAACAUCUGGCCGAACAUCAUGAAAGGACAGCGGAGCUUCUAGCGACGAAGACGACGACACCGGAGGGGGAAUAAAUGUUAUGAAGGAAGAAUGGAGUUCCCAGACCAUAGCCGCCAGUUGCUGCAGUGUCUGAGUCAGCAGCGUCACCAAGGUUUCCUCUGUGACUGCACUGUUCUUGUCGGGGAGGCUCGAUUCAAAGCGCACAGAGCCGUGCUGGCCUCCUGCAGCAUGUACUUCCAUCUCUUCUACAGGGACCAGCUGGACAAAAGGGACGUUGUGCUUCUCAACAGUGACAUUGUGACAGCCCCGGCUUUCAGUCUGCUCCUUGAAUUUAUGUAUGAGGGGAAGUUGGAAUUCAGCACUCUCCCGGUGGAGGAUGUCCUGGCAGCAGCCAGUUACCUCCACAUGUAUGAUAUAGUGAAAGUGUGCAAAGGCAAGCUGAAAGAUAAGGAACUCUCUUCUCUGGAUGAAAAAAUGAGCGAGGGUUUGGGACUCAGCUGUCUGGACAGGGAGAACUCCUCAGAUGGUGAGCUGCACAGUAAGCAGCUCAUCCGGCGACAGCCCCAGACACAGUCUCAGGGGCUUCACAGGCCCCCCCUUGCAGAAGAGUUUGACACGGACAACAGUGAAGUCAGACUGGCUGUCACAGAUUGUGAUAGGUCUACGCAGAGCAGGCAGAAGGCAAACGGUCACUCUGGCAGGUCCCCGGACCUUGUAGGUGUCAAUUAUGUGUCAGCGGAGGCCGAGCCCUGCGUCCAAACAGCUGGAAAAACAAAAGCUGAUGUCAGUAGUUCCACCGUAUCGCUGUCCCAGAGGUCCCGGGCUUCAGAUGACAUGGACUGUGCACUGGAUUUGUCUUUCAAGCCUCUGUCUAGCAGAGAUCCCUUACACCCCUCCUACGUCUCGGGACAGCUGGCCCUCGACAGCCAGCAGCAGGGCACUGAGCCACUUGUUAAAGACGAACACGACUUGCUGUCAGAGCAGGAGGACAGUGAGCCGAUGAGCCCUGAGAGCCAGCGCUUUGGGAAUAGUGCCAGGAGCUCGGUGGUGACAGGGUUCGCUGCCCUCUUCCCAGGCAACAACGGCUCCACGGCCGCCCUGCUCUCCCAGGAGGAGGACCUGAUGGACGAGGAGGGGGAGGCCUGCAGAGGGAGGGAGGGCACCCCGGGCAGGGAGCUUGAUGAGAGGAGGGGGAGGCUGCUGGGGGACAGUGAGGAGGAGGAGGAGGAUGACUUGGCCUCUUCAGACAUCUCCACCUCCAGUGGGGUGCUCCUGCCCCCGGGCCAACAGGUGUGCGUAUGCCCCCUCUGCAGCAAAGUCUUCCCCAGCCCCCACGUGCUGCAACUGCACCUCAGCUCGCACUUCCGUGAGAAGGACGGUGCCCGCUCCAAGCUGUCCCCGGACGGCUCGGUCCCCACCUGCAUGCAGUGCAACAAGACCUUCUCCUGCAUGUACACACUUAAACGCCAUGAGCGCACGCACUCUGGUGAAAAGCCAUACACCUGUGGCCAGUGUGGCAAAAGCUUCCAAUACUCUCAUAACUUGAGUCGGCACGCUGUAGUUCACACACGUGAGAAGCCUCAUGCUUGUAAGUGGUGCGAAAGGCGCUUCACCCAAUCUGGGGACCUGUAUCGCCACAUCAGGAAGUUUCACUGUGGCCUUGUUAAGACUCUCGCCAUUGGAUAAAACGCCUCUCUCUAGUGCCACAACACAAGACAGAAUGUCUUUUCAUGUACUGAAUUCUACUACUGAGCAGUUUCCUAUUUGGACACACAGUUUCAGUUUGUUGGAGACAUAUCAUUAGGAUUCUACCCUUUGUGGCAAUUAUCAAGUGAAAGAUGUAGCAACUGUAAAACUGGAGCUGUGCAUAAAAGUGGUCACAGGUUGUUAGGAUUUACAUGGCUGCUGUGAAACUCAUGCUGGAUCUGUGUCAACGAAAGUGAACAAAUCAGAUGAUGCACUUGUUUGUUUCUAUCUUGUGUCAGUCUGUUGAGUUUAUAUAAGGAGUGUAUUUGCUAAAAAAGCAUCCUAUGUUCAAACCCUAUGGGGCAGAAAGCUGAUAGCUAAUGCUAACAUAUGUUAAUACAAUCUUCAGAAUAAGUGAGACUUUUAUUUGUGCACAUGGGAGAUCAGAACCGUCCGCAAGUAACGAUAUAUGAUUUUUUAACUCCUAUAUUAUUAUUAAUAUUAUUAUUUAUUUUUGGAGGUUUGUUUAGUCCUUAACAAGUAAACUGUCAUAAGGCAGCAAAACUAAUGAAGUUUGACUACUGGAAGUAUCUUUUCUUUCAUGAAAGUAGAAGUUUUUUGGUUGAAAUGAAGUUUAUGAUGAGAGACAAGCAGACCAUCACAUCACCACAUUUCUUCUUGCCUUGGGGGAUGUGUUGUUAGCUCUUUAGUUGCUAAUGUUAUAGUGAGCACAUGUUGACAGAAUGGCCUUGUAAUUGCUACUUUAAAAGACGUCUAAUCAGAGGAGGGGUGGAAAGUGGUUAAGAGCUAAUGCCUGUAACACUGGUGCCUACUGAAAUUCUUGACACUUAACUCAGUGUGCUUACCAACAAGAAUGAGAAUUAUUGCCAUGCCUUCUGGUCAAAAUCAGUUAGUUUUCAGACCUUAUUUAAAAAGAAUGAACAUCAAAAGAGUGCCCUUAAAAAAGUUUUGAGAAUGUGGUAAAAAUAAGCUUCUUCUUGUAAAUGAUCUUGUAUGAUUUAGAGGGUGCACUGACACGGUAUUUAGGGCAAAUUCUCAGCAGGCAGGGCAGGAGAGACGGGUUGCAAUGUUUGUGCAUCAAAGCUGCACUCCUCAUGCCAUUCAGAUAAACCUACUGACCUUUCUUUCUUUGAAUUAACUUCCCAUUAUCAUAUCUUUCUGUAUGUGUUACUACUGAUGAAGCUGGAGCCUUCAGUGAUGCUCUCUUUGCGAGAAUCUUACAGCAGGAUGUAUGCAAAAUUCUUCACAAGGGCGUAGCACUGAAAGUUCAUGAUGUUUUUUUGUCUCAUCUGUCCUGAGAAGACUUGAUCAGAUUUAUUUAUUAGUUUUACUUGGUUCAGGGUUUACUGUUGGCGUAGUUUUUAUUUCCAUAAGCUUGAAAGACAUCACGUCUUGCCUAGCGAUUAGGGUACUCAUUAACUGGUAUUGGGGCUCAUUUUUUCUGUGCAAAUCAAGUUACUGUAAUUGUAUUUUAAUAUACAGUGUAGAAAACUGUUCAAGAUUUGCCACAUGGAUAAUAGAGAAGCACUUGGUUUAUUUUAGCAUGCAUAUAGUUUCAACACUAUUGCCUAGGCUGCUAUUUCUUACUGUAUGUAUAUUUAUUGUAAAUAUAUAAUCUAUUUAUCAAACUGUUUGUUUUUCCGUGUGAAGGUGGAGAGAGUUAGGCGUCUGCAGUUUCUUAAAAGUGUCACAUCCCUCACAGGGAGUUUGGUUUCUUUUUUCAUGAUCAGGCUCAGAACGAAUCAGAACAUUUAACACAGCUCUGACCGCUGUUCUCCCACAGGAGACAGUUGUUCACAAGCGCAGCCACACUGAUACACCACUGGCUACCUAUAGAAACGAAACAAUACAGGCAUUGUCCUCCCCCUCACCAGAGUCCCAGGUAGUUCUCAAGGGAUCAUUGUGUCUCCCUCUGAGCUGCGGAGAGAAAAGGCAGCGCAGUUUUUUUUGUCUUUGCACUUUUUUUCCUGUAUUGAAUGGAGCCGCUGGAAUGUGAGAAAUGUAUUUAGCAAAAAUGAGAGCAAGGACACUGUAAACAGGUGUAUUGUUUGGAGGCUUCAAAGAACAUACCCCCCCCCCCCCCCCCAUAUCCCAGCAUGCAGAUAAACGCUCCAUUGUUCCUCUACAUGGAGGAGAUGCCAUGGUGAUUUGAUUGCACAUCUAUCGAGAGAAUAUCAGAAUUAUUGGGGGAUUGUUUUCCAAGUGAGGCUAUGACAAUAGAGGUCACAUGUAGGUGCUGUUUACCUGUCCAUUUCAACAUAGACACCCUAAGGUGUUUUUCAGUUAUUUUAACCACCAAUGCUUUUUUUAAGGAUCCAGAAUUCAUUUGCAUUUAUAUGUAUGAUUUUAUUUAGCCCAAGUCAAGAAGGAAUCAAAGCAUUUCUUUCAAAAUAAGUGCAAUCUGUUUCCACCAGGCUUACCUGCAGUCCAUGACGAGGCUCGAGUGAUACAGCUUGUGCAAAUUUCUACAAGAAAUGUGAUUUGGCUCCUUGAUUUCUUGCACAAACACUCAUAAGUGAAAUCACUCCUGCUUGUCAUCAGAACAAUAGAAUCAUUUCAUAUGUGUUCAUUUUGUAUGUUUCAAUCAGAAUACAAGAAUGUAGAUUUUUCAAGGAGCAUUUCUUACGUGGUGCAAAUAAACUGCUUGGUUCUCUAAUGUACAUGUGUACAAAGGUAGAAAAACUAACAAUUUGUGAUUUUUUUUCCUUUUUUAAUGUUUGCAGUCUUUAUUUAUACCUCCAGGAUGAUCACCAAAUGUGCCUUGUUGACACACAGAUAGGUGUUGCAUCUGGAGAAGCCCUUUUUGUAUAACCUAUUACACAUUUUGCCCUCGACUGCGGUGGUUAAGUUAAUUUAUAGCAUUAGUGUUGGCCCACUGACUGUUGUUUUUCUAUCAUAUCAAAUUUAAAAAACAAGACAAACUAAAAGUCUGUUAAUUUUUGCUGCUUUGCAAGAGAUUACAUCCACGUUUUGAGAUUUAUUUUCUGUGAAUACUUUUUUUAAUUUUUUUUGGACAUGUCCAACUGAAGACAAGCAUUUUUGUGAUUUUAGUAGCUGAUACUACUGGGAACUAACAGCUCCUUAAGUUUAUGUCACUGUUGAAUGUGAAACACUGAGAUUUUGAUUGUUGAAUGGAAACAGUGCUACUCUCGAUGGAGGGCUAUGUUCAUGCUGUAUGAUCUCUAAGUCUAAAAAUGACUUUUCCUGAUACUGGAAUUUUGUCCUCUGCAGGUUACAACUGUGAAAUUGUGUAUAAUCAUGAGAAAUAUUUAUUAUUGCAUUUGCUUCUUGUGCAACAUUUGACUGUCUCAGUUUUAAUUUGGGUAAAAAAAAACAAGCUUCUUAAUGUCAAAUGAAAAAUCUUUUUAAUAGAAUUUGUAGAAGUGCCAUUAGAAUUUAAUAUAAUUUUUUAAUAAGAAAAGGUAUAUUUUAUAGUAAUCACUUGCUUCAGUGUUAGCGGGGUAGAGAUUAGAGGACAAUCUUUAUGCAGAAUUGACAUUGCUUAGAUACAGAGGCAAUUUAAGUUGAUCGAUAACUGUAGGUGCAUUUUCUUUGUUUGCGCUUCUGGAGUGUGCCUGUGUGUGUGUGCUGUGGAAAUGUGACAAUCUUGAUUUAGGUCUUUCUUAAGAUUAUGCAUAGAAUUAAAUGGAACAACUUUCA